Ogataea angusta is the source of this 2172-nucleotide messenger RNA. RefSeq lists its product as uncharacterized. Lineage: Eukaryota; Fungi; Ascomycota; Pichiomycetes; Pichiales; Pichiaceae. The transcript has a single exon. The record is from RefSeq and is a predicted model, not a curated record. The coding region runs from base 1 to 2172 and encodes 723 amino acids. Gene Ontology annotation, biological process: DNA replication initiation; double-strand break repair via break-induced replication; DNA replication. Gene Ontology annotation, cellular component: nucleus; MCM complex. Gene Ontology annotation, molecular function: single-stranded DNA binding; ATP binding; DNA replication origin binding.
AUGUCUUUUGAACGGGCAGAUAUUUAUAGCACCUCGGUGCUGCCUGGUGAAACUGCCAGUGACGACCAGUUUAGCGAGGUCAUCAAGGCGUUCAAACGGUUUAUUCUCGAGUUUAGAGUCGACAACCAGUUCAUCUACAGAGAUCAGCUCAGAGAAAAUAUCCUUGUUAAACAGUACCAGCUCACGGUCCACAAUGAGCAUCUAAUUAGCUACAAUGACGAACUCAACAAGAAACUGAUGGACGACCCGUCGGAAAUGGUCCCCUUGUUCGAAAGGGCGAUCACCGAAAUCGCAAGAAGGAUAAUCUUCAUCUCCCACGAGGAAACCCCCGCCAGUUUCCCCACCUGCCAGCUGAUUCUGCUCUCCAACGACAACAAGCUCUCGAUCAGGAACCUGGACUCCGAACACAUCUCGAAAAUCGUCAAGAUCUCCGGAAUCGUCAUCUCGGCGUCCACCCUUCACUCCAAAGCCACCGACGUCACUUUGAUGUGUCGCUCGUGCAGACACACGAUGAAAAUGAAGGUGGGCUCCUCGUUCGGCGCCAUACAGACGCCCAAGUCGUGUCAGAGCGCUCAGCAACCUAAUGGAGAGAGAAAUCAGUGUCCUCCUGACCCCUACAUCAUUGUCCACGACAAGUCCGUGUUCAUCGACCAACAGGUGCUCAAGCUCCAGGAGACAACCGACAUGGUGCCGAUCGGAGAGAUGCCUAGACACAUCUUGCUGAGCGUGGACAGAAACCUGUGCAAUCGGGUCAUUCCAGGCACGCGUUGCGACGUGGUUGGAAUCUACUCAAUCUAUCAGGCCAAGGUCCGUAACGGGCCUUCUGCCAACAACGUCGCCAUCAGAAACCCGUACAUGAACGUUUUGGGCAUCCAGACGGACCGCGACGCCGAGACCGGUGGUCUCAACUCUGUGUUCUCUGAGGAGGAGGAGGAAGAGUUUCUGUCGCUGGCACGGUCGGAAAACCUGUACGAGCGGUUCUCGAACUCUAUUGCGCCGUCGAUUUACGGCAACGCCGACAUCAAGAAGGCCAUUGUGUGUCUGCUGAUGGGUGGAUCGAAGAAGAUCCUGCCGGACGGCAUGCGUCUCAGAGGAGACAUCAACGUGUUGCUGCUGGGAGACCCCGGCACGGCCAAGUCGCAGCUGCUCAAGUUUGUCGAGAAAGUGUCGCCGAUCUCGCUGUACACGUCCGGUAAAGGAUCGUCUGCGGCUGGUCUGACAGCGUCAGUGCAGCGGGACCCAACAACGAGAGACUUUUAUCUGGAAGGAGGAGCGAUGGUGCUUGCGGACGGAGGUGUGGUGUGCAUCGACGAGUUCGACAAGAUGCGCGACGAGGACCGUGUGGCGAUCCACGAGGCCAUGGAGCAGCAGACGAUUUCGAUUGCCAAGGCGGGCAUCACGACGGUGCUGAACUCGAGGACGUCGGUGCUGGCGGCGGCGAACCCGAUAUUUGGCCGCUACGACGACAUGAAGUCGCCCGGUGAGAACAUCGAUUUCCAAACGACCAUUCUAUCGCGUUUCGACAUGAUCUUCAUCGUCAAGGACGAGCACAACCAGCAGCGCGACGAGGCCAUUGCGCAUCACGUGAUGAACAUCCACACGAACGGCGGGUCUGCCGAGAUGCAGGUCGAGGGCGAGAUCCCGCUGGACAAGAUGAAGCGGUACAUCCAGUACUGCAAGGUGAAGUGUGCGCCGCGGCUGUCGUACGAGGCGAGCGAGAUGCUGUCGUCGCACUUUGUCGGGAUCCGGAAAGAGGUGAAAAACAAGGAGUCGCACUCGACCGAGCGGUCGUCGAUCCCGAUCACCAUCCGGCAGCUCGAGGCCAUUAUCCGGAUCACCGAGGCGCUGGCCAAGCUGGAGCUGGCGCCUGUCGCUACAGAGAGACACGUCGAGGAGGCGAUCCGGCUGUUCAACGCGUCCACGAUGGACGCCGUCCACGAGGGCAACUCCGACAACGCGCAGAUCACGUCGGAGAUCCACAAGAUCGAGAGCGAGAUCAAGCGCAGACUCCCGCUUGGCUGGUCCACGUCGUACGCGACGCUCAGAAGACAGUUUGUUGAGAAGGGCAGCUACUCGCUGGCCGCGCUAGAAAAGGCUCUGAGCAUUCUGGAGCGCAAGGAGACCAUCCAGCUGCGACACCAGCGGUCCAACGUGUUUAGAUGCGGUGUAUAG